This is a messenger RNA of Phymastichus coffea, 3167 nucleotides long. RefSeq names its product tudor domain-containing protein 7-like. The transcript is spliced from 11 exons. The record is from RefSeq and is a predicted model, not a curated record. Gene Ontology annotation, biological process: spermatogenesis. The coding region runs from base 145 to 2874 and encodes 909 amino acids. NCBI's taxonomy places the organism in Eukaryota, Metazoa, Arthropoda, Insecta, Hymenoptera, Eulophidae.
GAUUCGUAGAAAGCCAAGUGCGGUGACUGGCGACUUGUUACGACUAGUUUCCCCAAGAGCUUUAUACCAUUCGUUAGUGUACGACUAUUAUGAAGGAUUACGUUAUAAUUAAGUAUCGGUGAUUUAUUAAAAUUCAAUUACGAUAUGGGUGAGAGUGAGAGGCAGGUGAAAUUUUAUGGAAAAUGUUUAAGUAUUACUACUAGUGGAAGAUUUGAUCAAUCACAAUGUAGAAUAAGAACCCCAACAAAUGAGAAUCAUAUGCAGUCAAUACCAAGAAAUAUGGAUUUUCUUCACUACUUACCUAAAAAGAAAUUGUAUGGUUUUGAGCCAUAUAUACCACCUCAUCGCAGAUGUCAAACUUUUGAUGAAAAUAACAUAGUAAAGUUCAAGCAGACUAUUGUUAACAAUCCAUCAAUACCAAGAAAUUGUUAUAGUAAUUUAGAAUUGACUAAUAGCAGUCUAUGUACAGGUACAAAGUCAGAAUGCUCUGCCUUUUACUAUAACAAAAACUUUUCACAUGAACCGAGUAGUAAUGAAAAUAUUGAUAUAAAAGAGAGCCAUGGUUUAAAUGACAAAUUUUAUGAUUACAAGAAUAAUUCUUCAUUAGUUUCAAUUAGUAAUGAUAUUUUAACAGAGAGAGUUUUAAAACUCAUCGAUUUCCAUCUGAAUACUGGGUUAAAAGAAAUUUUUAAAAGUUUGUACCAACAAACUUAUGGUGAAACUUUGCCAUCAGAUUUACUUAAUAGUUGGACAUUCAGUGUUGUGUUAAAAGAAAAUACACAAAGCUCAGUAAUAAAUAGAAAGGUUUCAGAUUCAAGCAAACAAAUGGAAUUGCCAAUGAUAAAAUCAGUUCUUCUGGAACUCAACACAUUAGGUAAUGAAUUUUGGGUCAACAUACAUUAUUGCAAAAAUGUUUCAGAGGUAUGGGGAGUUAUAAUGGAUGAAAACCACCUUGGAAAAGUAGUAGAGCUUGCAACUCAAAUGAAAUCGUUUUAUGAAUGUUCAAAAACCUCUAAUAACAGAAUAAUCCAAAAUGCAUAUUAUGCUAUAAAGGAUAAAUCAUGGCAUAGGGUAAAGUGUCUUCAAUGCAAUGAUUCCACUGCUACUGUGUUUUUUAUUGACAGUGGAGAGAAGGAUGAUGUUGCUUUAAACAAAUUACACCAACUCAGUUCUCAAUUUUGCAUACUACCUGCUCAGGCUGUAAAAAUGGUUUUAACUGGCUUGGAAAUCUUUACAGAUUUUGACGAAUUACAAUUAAUUUUGAAUGCUGAACUGUAUAAUAAAAUUAUGUAUGUAAAAGUUACUUCAGUUACUGUAGAUUAUUUAUCAGUUCAACUAUACUUUACUAAUGACAAUAAUGAAAUGAUCAAUGUUAAUGAACUGAUUAUGUGUCAAAUGUUGGAAAAAAUGUUGAAUCCCAAGCUAUACAUUCAAAGAAACAAUAUUGUACCUGCACAUGUUUCUCAUUUAAAAAAUAGAAUUUAUAUACAGUUAGAUAUACCAAGCUUUAGAUAUUUCAAUUUAUUAAUGGAAAAGGCAAUAAAAGAACUAAAUGACAAUGAACAUUAUGUACAUCAAAAAGUAAAGUAUGACAUAAAUCAAAUUUAUUUUGUAAAAUUUAACAAAGAUAAAAGAUGGUAUCGCGGAAAAAUAAUGAAGUUUAUAGAUGAUAAUGAGGUUAAAAUAUUUUUGAUUGAUGUUGGAUCACUAAAUGAGGUGAACAAAAACAAUAUUAUUUCAUUGGAAAAAGUUUGCAAUAUUUUGGCAAAUUAUCCACCUCAAGCUAUUGAAGUUCAGUUGGACCAAAUUCCUAUUUUAGAUCCUAAGAUAUUAUCAACUCUUCAGAAAGUAAUUUCUAGAAAUAAAAUUCAUGUGAAGUUUGUCACUACAGCAGAUAGCAAUGACAUCUCUAGAGUUCAGUUGUUAAAGAAGACUGAAAGUAAUUUUUUUAUUUCAAUUAAUGAUGCUUUGUUGUUUCUGAAUAAAGAAAUAUCAAGUAAACAUGAUGAUAAUGAGCUGGCUAAGUCUAACCAUUCAAUUAGCACAUCAAGUGACAAAGAUUUCAGUACUUCAUUAGUGCAAUCAUUGAAGUCAUUUAAAAUUUCUAAUACAGAAGCAAGUAAAAAAGAGCUGGAAUUGAAAAUAAACAAGGAAAAAAUAUCAAGGAUUCGUAAAAUACACAAUAAUCAAGAAAGAGGAGUGUGCAUGGCCAUGUGUUUGAGCUCAGUUAUUGAAGCACCACAGGUUCCCCAAGGCUACUUUGAUGUGCAUGUUUUUAUGUCUAGUGAUCCAUCCCAUUUUGUUGUACAACUCCUUCGUAACAAAAAUUUACACUUUAAUAAGAUGAUAUACAAAAUGUCUGAAACUUGUAGAGUUUAUCAAGGACCAACAUUAACUUACGAUUCAAUCAAAGUUGGUCAGCUUUAUGCUUGUAAAUCAUUAGAAAACAAUAAUCGUGAUUGGUGUCGGGCUUAUGUAACUGAAGUAAGAGACAAACAAACUGCCUCAGUAUAUUGCUGCGAUUAUGGGUCAUACAAAAAUGUUGAUAUUAGUAAUAUGGUGCCUUUGGAACAUGAAUAUUAUAGAUUACCUUACCAAGCGAUUUGGGCUGAAUUGAAUGGUGUGAAACCAACUUCCAAAGAAUGGACAGUCAUGGCUUGUUUGAAGUUUCAAGAGUUAACACAGUCGAAAAAUUUUGUCAGUCGAGUAGUUAGCCAACGGAAUUUCAAAUCAAAGUCUCUAGAAAAUCCCGUAAAAACUCCAAUAACCAAGGAAGUCAUUUAUAGCCUUGAACUUAUUGAUACAAGUUCAAGUGAUGAAGAUAUUGAUAUAGCUGAUUUACUAGUUAAAUAUGAUAUAGCUGAAAGAUGUUAAGAACAUCAACAGUAUUUCUGUUUUUUUGGCAGAAUGAAUUUUUUGCUAACGAUAAUAUUCGAAAUCACAGUUUAUAACGAUGUUAAUAUGCAUAUAUAUUUUAUGUUAGUUUGGGAUACAUUUUUAAUAACAUGUAGUUACUCUAGAAAAAAGACGUAAUUUUGAAAUACGAUUUCGAGACAACGAAUGAAUCGUCUUUUUAAUUUUCAUAUUUAUGUAAUAGUUAGUUAUUAUUUGUUUAAUUUUAUACAUUUUACUAUGGUUUGAAACUAUUUGAUGGUCAUAAAGUAUAA